GACGGGGAAAUUACCUGUCUGUGAUGGGGGAAUUGCCUGUCUGUAACGGUCUGUGAUGGGGGAAUUACCUGUCUGUAACGGUCUGUGGGGGGGGAGGGGGGGGUCCAGAUUUCUACCCCUAAACACUUCAACACUCCUUUCAGAUCGUGUUUCACAAAACAGCUGGUUAUCGAUUCUCUGCGCCUCUAUCAAAACCACUUUUAACUGCAUUUCACAAACAACGACGUUUGCAGUGGGUAAGGUUAAUGCAAGAUCAAGAUUGGAACAAGAUUGUUUUUUUCGGAUGAAUGUACAAUACGAUUAGGCCCAGUGAAACGUCGCUAUUGGCAAUGUACAGGACAUCAAAAAGUUAUUCGAACAAUCAAACAUCCCGCCAAGAUUAAUGUAUGGGACUGUUUUGCGCGAAAUGGUUUUGGUAAAAUAGUAUGUUUUCAAACAGGAUUUAACAAGUGAAUAUCUUUGUUCACAAAUCUAUGCAAAAGUACUUCGUCAUUCAACUCGUCAGUUAUUUGGUCGUGAUCAUGAUUUUGAAUUACUCGAGGAUAACGAUCCUAAACACAAGUCAAAGAAGAGCAAGGAAUGGAAACGUGAAAAUGGAAUUGACUGUUUACCAUUUCCUGCUUGUUCACCGGAUAUUAAUCCAACGGAAAAUUUAUGGAAUAUCUUGAAGAUUCGAGUGGCUAUGAAGAAACUCAACAACGUUCCAGCACUUAUUUGA
Messenger RNA from Rotaria sp. Silwood2, 718 nucleotides. The record is from the annotation of a GenBank genome assembly. Lineage: Eukaryota; Metazoa; Rotifera; Eurotatoria; Philodinida; Philodinidae.